This is a messenger RNA of Zingiber officinale, 877 nucleotides long. RefSeq lists its product as uncharacterized. The transcript has 3 exons. Bases 1 to 687 code for a protein of 228 amino acids. The record is from RefSeq and is a predicted model, not a curated record. Lineage: Eukaryota; Viridiplantae; Streptophyta; Magnoliopsida; Zingiberales; Zingiberaceae.
AUGGGCUGGAUCUCGAGCCGAGUAAGUCUGUCCUUGACGGAAGGAGGAGCUGAAGUCGAAGGCCCGACUGAUGUGGAGGGUCCGACAGAGGAGGAAGGAUCUGCGAAAAACUCCUCUGCCAGGAAGUCAGGCCACUCCUCACCCUCACCUGGUACGUUCGCAGCCUCUGGCGCACUAGGAGCAAUGACUGGUGGUGGCCAGCCCUUCCAGAGGGAUAAGUUAGGGAUUAAUUAUCCCGUGACCGAAACCUUUCUCUCCUCCUCCCUUCUGCGCGCGACGGCGUUUCGGCUCGAGGAAGACGAAGCCGACGGAGCUAGGGCUCGACUCCGGCGGUCGACCAAGGCAAGGCUCCGUGGGUUCUUCACAUAUUCGAGCUCCCCUCGGCGAGGAGAGCGCGUGGACAGAGGAGUUGUCGGGAUUUCGAGCUCGCCAAAAGCCCUAGAAGCCUCCUUCUCGGUUGUAAGUCCAGGAAACCCAAGCUUUGAAGUUCAUGUUAGAGGAUGUUUAAGUAUGAAUUGUUUAGAGAUAAAGAGAUGUAGUGCCAGAAGAGGCUCCAGUGAUAGUGAUAAUGGGGACUUGGAUAAAAGGACUUGUAAGGAAAGAGUGCAGAUUGGAAGUCAUAACAGACAUGAUACUAGAGAGCACCGGCAUGGAAAUCAUGAAAAAGAGAAUAUAAAGGGGGAUUAAAUUGUUAAUGCUUUACUUCCUUGUAUGAUGUCUAAGAUCUAUAUAUAAAAGAUGUUACCAGAUGAUCUUGAUAAGCUUAGUAUGCAGAUUUUAGAUAAGCUUAGUAUGCAGAUUUUUGUUAAGCUUUGCAUGCAGAUUUAUGUUAAGCUUUGUAUAUAGAUUUUUGUUUAAACAUUUCAGUGUUAGAAUU